Messenger RNA from Psilocybe cubensis, 1281 nucleotides. RefSeq lists its product as uncharacterized. NCBI's taxonomy places the organism in Eukaryota, Fungi, Basidiomycota, Agaricomycetes, Agaricales, Agrocybaceae. The transcript is spliced from 6 exons. Gene Ontology annotation, molecular function: pyridoxal phosphate binding; L-aspartate:2-oxoglutarate transaminase activity. Gene Ontology annotation, cellular component: mitochondrion. The record is from RefSeq and is a predicted model, not a curated record. Bases 1 to 1281 code for a protein of 426 amino acids. Gene Ontology annotation, biological process: biosynthetic process; L-aspartate catabolic process.
AUGCUUGCUACCUCCUUUGCCCGCCGUUCUGCCCUCGGCGUCACCACACAGGCCCUACGUUCUGUGUCUACCUGGAAUGCUGUUCCAGCCGGCCCUCCUGACGCCAUUCUAGGUGUUACUGAAGCCUUCAAGGCCGAUAAAGAUCCGCGAAAGAUCAACCUGGGUGUUGGUGCUUACCGCGACGGACAGGGCAAGCCCUACAUUCUGCCUAGUGUCAAGAAGGCGGAAGAGAUCGUACAAGCGUCAGCUCCCGACAAGGAAUACCUUCCUAUCACUGGUCUUCCCGAAUUCACCAAAAAUGCUGCUUUGUUGGCGUACGGCGCGGACAGCGCUGUGAUCAAGCAGGGUGCUGUUUCUAUCACCCAAUCCAUCUCCGGGACUGGUGCCCUCCGUAUUGGUGGAGAGUUCCUCGCUCGCCACUACCCCCACGCAAAAGUAAUCUACGUCCCAGUCCCAACUUGGGGAAACCACAUUCCUCUGUUCCGCGACUCUGGUCUUGAAGUACGUGGGUACAGGUACUUCAACAAGGAGACCGUCGGAUUGGACUUUGAGGGCCUUAAGGCCGACCUCAAGGCCGCACCAGAGCACGCCAUUGUGUUGCUUCACGCCUGUGCCCACAACCCUACAGGUAUUGAUCCCACUCAACAGCAAUGGGCUGAGAUCUCCGACAUCGUGAAGGAGAAGAAGCUGUUCCCCUUCUUCGAUAUGGCUUACCAAGGCUUUGCCUCUGGUUCGACCUCUAAGGACGCUUUUGCUGUCCGUCACUUCGUUGCCGAAGGACACCAAAUUGCCCUUGCACAGUCCUUUGCCAAAAACAUGGGUCUGUAUGGAGAGCGUGUUGGCGCAUUCUCUCUGACCACCGCCGAUCCGGCUGAGAAGGCACGUGUCGACAGUCAACUGAAGAUUGUCAUCCGUCCUUUGUAUUCCAACCCUCCUCUUCAUGGUGCCCGCAUCGCCAACGCCAUUCUUAGCAAUGGUGAGCUUUACUCCCAGUGGGAGUCCGAGGUCAAAGGAAUGGCCGACCGCAUCAUAAGUAUGCGCGAAAAACUCUACAACUACUUGCAGAAGGAUCUCGCCACUCCUGGAGAAUGGGGGCACAUCAAGAGUCAAAUUGGAAUGUUCAGUUACACUGGUUUGACAACUCCACAAACUAAAGCCCUCGCUGAGAAGGCACAUGUCUAUAUGACUGCUGACGGCCGUAUCUCAAUGGCCGGUCUGAAUGACAGCAAUAUCGAGCACUUUGCUCAGAGCGUAGAUGCUGCUGUCAGAGACAAGCUGUAA